UUCUGUACUGCGAUGUGAUGCUGGAAGUGUUUGCACUUGUCUCAUGUGCAGAUUGUUGGCAUAAAAUGGAUGAUGAGGAGGUCGGUCCGGUACCUUUCGUAUCUAUACAAGGAGAGUCACAGGUCAGAGCUUCUAAGACAGCUCCAGCAACCCAGAGGACCCAUCUGUGUAAGCGGUGUUUCUCAUUGUUCAAAGACAUUCUGCACCUGACUGAGUCCCAAGCAGCAGACUUUGAGCAGAAAGCCUUCUUCAGUGAUGCUUGUGUGAGAGACUUCUGUUUCAGUGCAAACCCUCACCAGCAACAGAGGGAUUCCAGUGUAGAGAAGAUCUGGAAAGAAGACAUGGACAGGGCCUCCUUUGUGACCAGGUGCAGCUUCUAUUUAUCUUGGGUGCCUUCAACUAAUAGGGAGGUUGGGAAAGUCUUCCCAGUCACCUCAGGGCUUCCCCAGCACCAAGCCCCUCUAAACACUGAAAAGCCACACAGUGGAAGUGAGAUUUCACAGGAGUAUCUUGGUGGAAAAAGUUUUCAGCAGACUUGCAACUGUGAGAAAUUUGGCAGCCAAAACCAGAAAGUUGUUCAGCAUCAGGGUGCCUGCUCUGGAGAAGUGAAAUAUGAGUGUGACAAAUGUGGGAAAGUUUUUAAACGAAUCUUUCACCUCGUUCGACAUGGAAGAAUCCACACUAGGGAAAAGCCCUAUGAGUGUACUGAUUGUGGGAAGUCCUUUGGACAAAGGUCCGACCUCAUUUCACACCACAGAGUUCACACUGGAGAAAAACCCUAUGAGUGUAGUGAUUGCAGAAAGUCCUUUAGGCAAAGCUCUCAGCUCACUGAGCACCACCGUGUUCACACUGGAGAAAAACCCUAUGAGUGUACUGAUUGUGGGAAAUCUUUUAGGAGAAAUAGUAAGCUGCUUAACCACAAGAGAAUUCACACAGGAGAAAAGCCCUAUGAGUGUAUUGAUUGUGGGAAAUCUUUUAGGAGCAACAAUACGCUCGUUAACCACAAGAGAAUUCACACUGGAGAAAAACCCUAUGAGUGUACUGAUUGUGGUAAGUCUUUCAGGACAAGCAGUGACCUCUCUGAACACAAGAGAAUUCACACUGGUGAAAAACCUUUUGAAUGUAGUGAUUGUGGGAAGUUCUUUAGACUGAAGUCUACCCUUACUCGACACCACAGAGUUCAUACUGGAGAAAAGCCUUUUGAGUGCAGUUAUUGUGGAAAGUCCUUUAGACAUAGACCUACGCUCAUGGACCACCACAGAACUCAUAAUAGAGAAAAGCCCUAUGAGUAUACUGAUUGUGGGUAGUCCUUUGGACAAAGAUCCUACCUCAUUUCACACCACAGAGUUCAUACUGGAGAAAACACAUAUGAGUGUAGUGAUUGUGGGAAGUUCUUUAGACGAAAGUCUAACCUUAUUCAACACCACAUAGUUCAUACUGGAGAAAAGCCGUAGGAGUGUAGUGAUUGUGGGAAGUUCUUUAGAGAAUGAAGUCACACUGAAGAAAGGCCUCAUGAGUGUAGUAAAUGUAGGAAAUGUUUUAACAGCAAACUUAGCCUUGUUAGACAUCUGAGAGUUCACAUUGGAGAAAAGGCUUAAAUGUGGAGGGCACGUUUUAUCUUUCUCUACAACACUGCAGGAGAGUUAAAUCCAUUUACCUGAGUAUAAACCGCUUUUAUCUGAACGUACACCGUGCGAAAUUCCUCAUAAGUUUGAGGUACAAGUGAGGCUUGAAGGAGCUGCAUUGCACUUGCUAACUUCUGUGAACUCGUACCUCAUUGAUGUCACUGCGAGUAUUUGUGGAUGAAAUAAUCUCACCACCUGGCUCACCUGAACAGUGUGCAUCAGUCACCACCCCUGUGUGCUCAGUGAAGAGGAAUUCUGUGUUGUCCCUUGUGCUUGAGAAAUUUAUGAAUACUUUCAGCUCUUAGCUAUAUCUUCAUUCCUUACUCUCUGACUAGAAAAUUGACCUGACCCAGGUUUUGUCCAGAGCCCCCAAUCUUAACUAAGAAGUGCUGCCUCUUCCAGGGACAUUGUGGUUCUCACUUUAUGCUGUGAUGAAUUGUUUCAGGUUCCUAUUCACCAUCCUGCAAACCUCUUGCUGUCCUCUGCUCUGGUUUAUGAUCUUUUUGUAAAGGGUUUUUUUCUUUUCUACCUUUAAUUGUUUUGAUUCUUUUAAUUCCCCGGAAUGAUUGAAAAAAAAAAAAUAGUCCUCUGUCAGCAUGGAGAGGUGAACAGAUACGGUGGAGUCCCAGACUUGUGCUAUGGAAGGCACAGCAUGAUUUCAGAACAACACUCUUUGUCCAAUAUUGGCUUCUUUUGUGUUGCUGACCAAGGCACUGAGAGAAAGUGUGCAUGACUUUGUGGUUCUAAUUUGAAGCCUGGUGCCUCUAUUAUUGGUGAUGUCAUGGUCACCCAGAAAAGGAGGCCUUUGUUGUGCUUAGUCACUUUCUCUGUUCUCAGCAUUUAUUACAUAAUUCUCAGCAGUGUUUUGGGGGAUUCUUACCCAUCUACAGUAGAGGAGCCAUGUGCCAUAAUGUACAAAAUUUCAUAGACUGGUGUCAUUUGUUGUAAGACACUGAGAUUUAGAUUGAACCACAAUUAGACAGGAACACUGUGUUCAUAGUGAGUGGGAAACACUGGAGUAAAUUAGAUGAAAAGUGCCUCUUCUCAACGUUAUCCCCAAAUGGUCAGUGGGUUGUGGCUUGUGUGAUCUUUGUGUACAGACAUUCUCAAGACCUUCAUCACUGUCUCCUGUGGCUGAAAUAAGUGGCAGAAAAAAUAAUGUGAUAGUUUUUUGGAUUCCC
This is a messenger RNA of Myotis lucifugus (little brown bat), 2806 nucleotides long. RefSeq names its product zinc finger protein 501-like. The coding region runs from base 18 to 1307 and encodes 429 amino acids. Gene Ontology annotation, biological process: regulation of transcription by RNA polymerase II. Gene Ontology annotation, molecular function: RNA polymerase II cis-regulatory region sequence-specific DNA binding; DNA-binding transcription factor activity. The transcript has 2 exons. The record is from RefSeq and is a predicted model, not a curated record. NCBI's taxonomy places the organism in Eukaryota, Metazoa, Chordata, Mammalia, Chiroptera, Vespertilionidae.